This is a messenger RNA of Tetrahymena thermophila SB210, 339 nucleotides long. RefSeq lists its product as hypothetical. The transcript has a single exon. The record is from RefSeq and is a predicted model, not a curated record. NCBI's taxonomy places the organism in Eukaryota, Ciliophora, Oligohymenophorea, Hymenostomatida, Tetrahymenidae.
AUGGUAAAUCAGCUAAUUGUUUAACAACUUUUAAAAUUAAAAAAUAUAAUUCUGAUGAAUUAGCUUAGCAAAAACUUGAAGAUUUUUAAAAAGUAUCUCAGAAACUAAAUUAACUCAUUAACUGGGGGCUAUAAUUUACAUAUAUUUUAUAGAAAUAGGCUAUAUAAGCUUAUUUACCUCCACAGUAAAUGCUACAUCCUCCACCUCCACCGUAUAUGCUACCUCCAUCAUCUAUAUAUCAAUUACCAUUAUUACUAUCGUAUCUAAAAUAAAUUUCAAAAUUUUCAGAUUUUUUCGAUGAUUUUUAGAGUUGCCCUUUAAAGUAAGAAAUUUUAAUGA